Molecule: messenger RNA, 16011 nt
Organism: Coregonus sp. 'balchen'
Lineage: Eukaryota; Metazoa; Chordata; Actinopteri; Salmoniformes; Salmonidae
Source: the annotation of a GenBank genome assembly
AUGAGCAGCUGCAGAUACAACGGCGGCGUAAUGCGGCCGCUGAGCAACUUGAGCUCGUCCCGCAGAAACCUACACGAGUUUGAUUCAGAGUCCCAGCCUUUACAACCAAUCUCCACCGCAGAUGCGUCCGACACCCUAGCAUCUAAACCAGAGAACAAUUCGACCACCCUGAUGCCUUACGCAUCCGGAGACGGAGGGGGUGGAUGUAACAACAGUGGCAGUAAAUCGGGUAAAAAGAAGAACCAGAACAUUGGGCAAAAGCUUGGACAUAGAAGGGCCUUGUUUGAGAAAAGGAAGCGCCUCAGCGACUAUGCUUUGAUCUUUGGGAUGUUUGGGAUCGUUGUUAUGGUUAUAGAGACUGAACUCUCAUGGGGAGCCUAUGGAAAGGUGCGUAUUCAACUCAAUCCCGGUACAGUGCAGUUACAUCUAGGUCGGUAGAAUUAAUUGACUGGCAUGUUGUGUGGACCAGGAAAAACAGCAAGUUUGAUUUUAAAGUGGUUUAAACCAGUAGUAGCAUAGUCGCCUUGUUUUAUUUACAAAUCAAAUAUUUAGACAGUGAAGACUGAAGAUUUAUCCCGUAAACCAUGCAAUCAGCCAUACCUUGCAUGGCUGGAUAGGUUCUCGAUCUUUUAGUCCAGGUGAGUUUACAUGCUCCAUUGACAUAGUGACACAUGGUAUCCCAAGCGUUAAGAGCAUUUAGAUAGGGUUUACUAAUAUAGCCUUGUACUAUAUUGAACUAUGUGCAAAUCCAAUAUAUAGGCGUACCUUACAUGUUUUAUUUUUGAGUGUCUUGACAUUUUCUUAAUUUAUAAGGAUUCAAUACAGAAGAAUCUUCGUUUUAUUUUUUUAAAGAGUAGUACUGUUUGUUGCAUGAAUACAUGUGUUGUAUUACUAUUGCUAUUUUUCUUUUACAGGAGUCCUUGUAUUCAUUAGCUCUAAAAUGCCUGAUAAGCCUUUCUACAAUCAUUCUCCUUGGUCUGGUUAUCAUAUACCACGCAAGGGAAAUUCAGGUAACAUGGUUAUUUUUCAUGUCAUUGUCAUUAACAUCCCUAGAUGUUAACUAUGGUUAUAAUAGUGUCAUACGUGUUAUUAUACUGUCAUUUCCUGUCAGUAUGCGUGCGAGUUUGCAGAAUAAUUGUAUUCAAGACAUUGAUGUGCUCAAUCGACUUAAGUUUCAAGUUUUAUUGUCACAUGCACAGGAUACAGCAGGUAUAAAACAGUACAGUGAAAUGCUUAACUUGUGAGCUCUUUCCCAACAAUGCACAGUAAAGGUAGUAAUAUAGAUGGGACGUAAAACACGUGAAAUGCGAGAGAAGAAAAAAAGAAAAGAAACAUGAGAAUGCAGUUAGAUACAGGUCUAAUAUACAUGUCUAAUAUACAGGUCUAAUCUACAGGUCUAAUAUACAUGUCUAAUAUACAGGUCUAAUCUACAGGUCUAAUAUACAUGUAUAAUAUACAGGUCUAAUAUACAUGUCUUAUAUACAGGUCUAAUAUACAGGUCUAAUAUUCAGGUCUAAUAUACAUGUCUUAUAUACAGGUCUUAUAUACAGGUCUAAUAUACAGGUCUAAUGUACAGGUCUAAUGUACACGUCUAAUCUACAGGUCUAAUAUACAGGUCUAAUAUACAGAUGUAAUAUACAGGUCUAAUAUACAGGUCUAAUAUACAGGUCUUAUGUACAGGUCUAAUAUACAGGUCUUAUAUACAGGUCUUAUAUACAGGUCUAAAGUACAGGUCUAAUAUACAGGUCUUAUAUAAAGGUCUUAUAUACAGGUCUAAUAUACAGGUCUAAUAUACAGGUCUAAUAUACAGGUCUGAUAUACAGGUCUUAUAUACAGGUCUUAUAUACAGGUCUAAUAUACAGGUCUAAUAUACAGGUCUAAUAUACAGGUCUAAUGUACAGGUCUAAAGUACAGGUCUAAUGUACAGGUCUAAUAUACAGGUCUAAAAUAAAUUUACAUUUACGUCAUUUAGCAGACGCUCUUAUCCAGAGCGACUUACAAAUUGGUGCAUUCACCUUAUAGCCAGUGGGAUAACCACUUUACAAUAUGUUUUUUUUUCUUUCUUUCUUUCAAAAUACAGGUCUAAUAUACAGGUCUAAUGUACAGGUCUAAUAUACAGGUCUAAUAUACAGGUCUAAUAUACAGGUCUAAUAUACAGGUCUAAUAUACAGGUCUAAUAUACAGGUCUGAUAUACAGGUCUAAUAUACAGGUCUAAUAUACAGGUCUAAUAUACAGGUCUGAUAUACAGGUCUAAUAUACAGGUCUAAUGUACAGGUCUAAUGUACAGGUCUGAUGUACAGGUAUAAUGUACAGGUCUAAUAUACAGGUCUAAUGUACAGGUCUAUUGUACAGGUCUAAUGUACAGGUCUAAUGUACAGGUCUUAUAUACAGGUCUUAUAUACAGGUCUAAUAUACAGGUCUAAAAUAUAGGUCUUAUAUACAGGUCUAAUAUACAGGUCUAAUAUACAGGUCUAAUGUACAGGUCUAAUAUACAGGUCUAAUAUACAGGUCUAAUAUACAGGUCUAAUAUACAGGUCUAAAAUACAGAUCUAAAAUACAGGUCUAAAAUACAAGUCUAAUAUACAGGUCUUGUAUACAGGUCUAAUAUACAUGUCUUAUAUACUGGUCAGUGCAGUGCCUUCAUUGACUUCACUGAGUGCAAUUACUCUGAAAUUAAGUGGAUUGUUUCCAAAUUAAGUAGGCCUACAUUUCCUCUUUAACGGGUGACAUAAUCUAAUUAUGGCAUGAAAUCAUUUUACUGACAUGUUGACCCAUGCCUUGAAAAGUUAAGCUGUAAAGCUUUAAGACUUCUGGUAAUUAACAGUAAUAAAAUAUACCCCUUGAAAUAUAUGACUUAUAAACACCUUAAUGAGGUUAGUACAAGUGUCUUACCUUAUCUAACCAAAACACUAUUGCUCCAUUGUUUAUAUUUUCCUUGUCAUUGGAGACUUUGUAAUCAAAUAAUGCAUUUGUAUUUUGCUCUUAUGGAAUGUCAUUCAUUGCCCACUCUGAGCCAAAUCAAUAUUUUACUAUGAUAGUGGCUGGCACUUGCAUCUCAAGGUUGUCUCCUGCAUCUUCGAAACCUCCAGGGGUUAACUGAUCUGGAUUGUCAGCUUCAUUGAAUAGUUCCAGCACUUGAACAAAACAACAUUUUAUGACCUUGUGUCAGAGCAUUGUUGCUUUACUUACCGUGUUUUUCUUCCUGCAAUUCAGCACUUAUGUCUUGGUUGUAGAACCACGUUAUAAAAAAAAUUAUGGUGCUCCCUCAAUGGUGGUCCUCAUCAAGAGGUAUAGUCUGGUCAGGAACCCAUUACGUUGCUCCACGUUAAUGAAAUUGACCAGAGAAGAAAUACAUUUGCCUAUGCCAGGCAUUUUCUUUAACCUUGCUGAGGCUGCAUUGGGCGGGAGAUAGCCUAGCGGUUAGAGCGUUGGGCUAGUAACUAGAAGGUCGCUAGUUCGAAUCCCCGAGCCGACAAGGUGAAAAUCUGUCGAUAUGCACUUGAGCUAGGCACUUUCCUUAUUUGUUCCAUGGUCGGCAGUAAUAAUGGCAGACCCUGGUCGUGACCCCACUCUCAGAGGGUGUUUCAGGGGGAGUUGGGAUAUGCAAAAAAAUAUAAUAUAUAAUAUAACUUGUCCUAUUGUGAAAUAUAAGCACCCACCUAAUUAUUAUUAGAACGUCCAAACACUCUUCUUAUGCAGGCUCUUUUCUUUGAAACAGCGAGAAAACAUGAAGGUUAUCUAGAUAUUUUCAAAUACCAAUGUAGAUAAACCUCAUGUAGCGACAAGGAUGAUGUGGAAGGGAAAUCCUGUCAUUCUCAAAUGACUUGUGUCAAGUCCAUGAAAUAAUCAAUACUUUUCCUCAUGACCAUAUUAGGGUUCAGUGUUGUAGUAGAACUCAUAGGUCCCAUGUCUGAAUAGGCCACUAGCUCAUUAUCUUGUGCAUUGUUGAAUUACAACGGCCUGUUAUCUAUUAGCAUACAUUUAUAUUUAGGAUUUAAAAGCCCCCAGAGGGAUAUCAAUCAUUACAAUUGCUCAACAGUAAAACGUGUCUACCUUUCAAAUGGCCUACUGUAAAGCCUUCUUUGCUGCAAGGGAUGAUAGAACAGUUUUAUUGAUCAUGACCAUAUUGAUCAAAACCAUUUACAUUGCCUCAGCAAUGGUUCUCUAUAGUGUAAAGUGUCAACUUCCAAGAUGGUAUCAUUUCCAUGGUUCUUACUUAGUUGUCAGCCCUUUGUAUUUCUAGACACACAUUUAUUGAGAUUCCAUGACUCAAACAAUUUGUUUGACAACAUCAAAGGGAAUGCAAUAUUGUGAAUGACUAUUGCGAUUAUGGUAAAAGCACAAAUAUGCUGAGGGUUGUUUUGGCUCAGUGAUAUUAUUUUCAAAGUUAAAUGGGUUGCAAUAUGUUUGUUUAUAUUAUAAAUAUCAGAUUGAUACGUGUGGCUUACAUUCAGUUAUUUGAUUUUCAUAUCCUCCAGUCUUAUUCAGACUGGUAUAUGACUCAAUAUAGAAAUUCUCACCUUGUUCACCUUGGCUAGUGACUCUCACUUAAAUUCCAUAUCUACUGUUUGCAGCUAUAUUAUUACUCAACAAUAUCCUUAGUCACCCAGGUUGUGGCCCCACUCAAUGGCUCUUUUAUUGCUGCUUGCAGCUGUAUCUGUAGUGGUAGUAUUGGUAUAUCUCUCUAGCACAGAGCUUGCACCCUAUCCUUCUCUUUGUAUGGGCUGUUUUCCAUCCUCAGUGAGAUAGAUUAUGCAUGCACAUCCAUCUGUACUCACAGAUGCCUGUCAAAUAUAGUUGCAUAGUUCAGACUGAAGAGAGGUGCCCACACUCUACACUAGCUCCUUGAAAGUAAUCUACUUGUCCAAACUGUAUAAACUGGAAAGAGUUGACUUCCACGCUUUUUGGGAUGCUUUGACAGUAUAGGGACACUCCUUUUGUUUUUAGUGUCUGAAAUGUCCCAAGGUCAGUCAGAGGACAUCUCUUGGACAUAGACUGUCAUGGGGAGGCUUAGGGGACACACCUUGUACAUUAAGAUUGCAAUGAUUGGUGACAUGGUACAUUAAUAGGAUUUCUCUCCAUCUUCUCAGUGUGAUGUCUCAAGGUUCAGAGACCCUCCAGACUUCUCUAUGCAAUUAGAAGCCAUCCUCUGUUUUUCUAUCCACUAUUCUGGAUAUAAACGUCAGCAAGCAUCUACAAAUGUUGUAGGACAUGCUAUUUCAGGUAAUACAAUCUGUGCAAGGUAUGAUACAGACGUCAUAUGUCUUUUGGUGACACCUAGCAAUCUAUAAUAGUUGCAUCUUUUGUUUCCUCUGGUGGCAGGCAGCUGUCUAGGGUGCUGUGUGAACUUAGCUCAGCUUGAAAGCUGGGUUUCUACUCUGAUUUAGAUUUGUCACUGUCACUCUCAAGGAUUGAUAUUAGCAAGAGAAAUGCUCUAAGCAUGUUGUUUGCCCUCUCUAAGAUAUUUGAUUACUUUAAAAGGACUGUGAGGGACACUUUGAAAUGUGACUUUGGUUUCUCCUUGUGUUAAUGUUUAUUUGCCAAGAGGCUUUUAUGUAAAGGCCAAUACAGUGGCCAUGUACAGUUUGAUGUAAUCACAGAAAUCAGCCCUUUUCUUAACCUAUUAUUAUAACAACCAAUUUGAGUCCCAGCUGUCAUUCUGUCGUGACUAAAGUCAGCCUUGCCUAGCUUAGUUUGUCCUGGGUGGUGUGCGUGUGUCCUGUGUGUGUGCUUGCUCUGUGUCUGUAUUAGACGCCAUGGUGUUAAUGCAGGAGAUGCUGUGAAAUCUGUCCUCUACCUGAGACGCCAGACUGGAGUCAGAUAGCCAUUGCUGGCUGGUGACCUCAAUGCUUUUACUGAACAAACAGGAUUUCAAGGGCACAGAUACUCUGUCUCUGAACGGGAUGAGAAUCCAAAUGAUUAUUAAUUGAUCAUGUUUGCUACCCCAUGCACUAUAUAUGAUCAGAAACAUAGAUGUUAUAUAAUUUAUAUGAGAAACAUGUCUCCAGCUAGAGCAAUCCAAACAAAGAGAGAUUUACUUAUGAUAUUCUCUUUUCAUAUAGGGGUGUGUAUUUUUGAAUUUCAAUUGAAUGCUACACUAUGUUGUCAAGUAAUCACUUGAUUUCAGAUGCAAAGAAAAUGUAACCUACAGCUUGAGAUUUACUCAGCAAAGUGGCCUCUUAGUGCCUCACUUUGAUAUCAUAAAUAAACCAUUGCAUUAAUUUCUUAUUGGGCUGAACCUCUCAACCUAAUUCCCUAAUGAAAUUGAGUGAUUUGUUUGUCUCAGUUACAAGAUAUAUGUUCCUAUCUCCACAUUACACAGAUUAAAUAUUGAGCUGGACUCCAUUAGUUAUAUUGAGCAUACUGAAACUAGUAACCAACCCAGGCUGCUACCAAUGCAGGUUGAACUCCUAUAGGAGCGGCAGGUAGCCUAGCAGUUAGAGCGUUGGGUCAGCAAUUGAAAGGUUGCUAGUUGAUUUGCCCUUGAGCAAGGCACUUAACCCUAAUUGCUCCAGGGUCGCUGUUGAUAAUGGCAGACCCUGGCCGUGACCCUACUCUCCGAGGGUGUCUCAGGGGAAGUUGGGAUAUGCAAAAAAUACAUUUCCAAUUCACACAUGCGUAUUAAUACACACGUGUACAUGUGUGAAAUAGGACAAAUAUAAGCACCCACCAAAUUAUUAUUAUUAUUAUACAGUAUAUGGGUGAUUCAAUGUAAGUGGUGUAAAUUGCAGUCCCACCCCAAAAAAACUAUUUAAAAAACAGUUAAGUCUCCAAACGUAGGACAUUUAUUUACAUCAUGAUAUGUUCUAGUUCUAUCCAAGGCAAUAACAAACAUAUUGUUAAAUUAAUAUAGUUCAAAGUCAGUGUUUAUACACCUAUUUCUAUUGAGAGGUGGCUGUCCCAAUCCCUGACUCCUAAACUUCAUGUUUGAAAAUAAAGCAAUCAAUGAUUUUUAAAUUUUUUAAAACACUUAUUUCAAUAGAACGUCUUGAGUUGAUAUAUUAUUACAUUGAAAGAUACUGAUCUAAUUAUUCUCUGAAAAAUGCUGUCCCCACUUUUGAUGUCACUACCGAAACACACACUUUAAAAGACUGUAAAAUGAAUGUGCCUUAAGCAACAACACUACAAAUAUCACCAGGUGAUGGGAUUGCAACCCUCUCGACUAUGGCCACAUGGUGAGUAGUCUGUCUGCAAACAUUUUUGGAAAAUAAAAGAGCAAAUUGGAUCAAUCUUAAUGUAUUUUUAAGAGGUGUCACUACCAAACAUCUAAUAUAUCAAAAAAUAUAUGUAUUCACCAUGCUUCACCGAGAGUCCUUUAGGUGCCUUUUGGCAAACUCCAAGUGGGCUGUCAUGUGCCUUUUACUGAGGAGUGGCUUCCGUCUGGCCACUCUACCAUAAAGGCCUGAUUGGUGGAGUGCUGCAGAGAUGGUUGUCCUUCUGGAAGGUCCUCCCAUCUCCACAGAGGAACUCUGGAGUUCUGUUAGAGUGACCAUCUGGUUCUUGGUCACCUCCCUGACCAAGGCCCUUCUCCCCCUAUUGCUCAGUUUGGCCGGGCAGCCAGCUCUAGGAGGAGUCUUGGUCGUUCCAAACUUCUUCCAUUUAAGAAUGAUGGAGGCCACUGUGUUCUUGGGGACCUUCAAUGCUGCAAACAUUUCUUUUGGUACCCUUCCACAGAUCUGUGCCUCGACACAAUCCUGUCUCGGAGCUCUACGGACAAUUAUUUCGACCUCAUGGCUUGGUUUUUACUCUGACAUGCACUGUCAACUGUGGGGCCUUAAAUAGACAGGUGUGUGCCUUUCCGAAUCAUGUCCAAUCAAUUGAAUUUACUACAGGUGGAUUCCAAUCAAGUUGUAGAAACCUCUCAGGGAUGAUCAAUGGAAACAGGAUGCACCUGAGCUCAAUUUCGAGUCUCAUAGCAAAGAGUCUGAAUAUUUAUGUAAAUAAGGUAUUUCUGUUUUUAUGUUUAAAACAUUUGCAAAAUAUUCUAAAAACCUGUUUUCGAUUUGUCAUUAUGGGGUAUUGUGUGUCGAUUGAUGAGAAAAAAUAGAAUUUUAUCAAUUUUAGAAUAAGGCUGUAACGUAACAAAAUGUGGAAAAAGUGGUCUGAAUAUUUUCCGAAUGAACGAUAGCCAGCCAUAUGUUAGCCAAAGGGAUUCUUUAAAGUCCAAAAUAAGUCCAAAUUGUCCAAACCGAAACGGUUACAACCGAAACAAUUGACACCAUAGAGAUUAUGGAGUCUGUGACAGCACGGGCAGCACCAUUGAGGCUAUCUCCAAUUUGAAGUUGCAUGCUCUACCAACUGAUCUACAGAGGACCACCAUGUGUGUAGUGGACAAGUGCACACUUCAGGAAAAAGUAUUGAGUAUUGAGAUGCAUAGCCAGCAGUGGGGCUCCAACCAUCCAACAGCUCAAACAUUGACAUCUAUUUGGCCAAAACAUAUUGACAUUUAUAAUGUGAUAUACUGUACUGUACUCUACUGUGCUGUACCCUACUCUACGGUACUCUACUGUACUGUUGUGUGCUCUACUGUACUGUGCUUUACUAUACUAUACUGUAACCUACUCUACUGUACUAUACUGUACUCCACUACACUGUGCUCUACUUUACUGUACUGUACCCUACUGUACUGUACUCUACUGUACUGUGCUAUACUCAAGUUUACUCUACUUGAGUUUCUUACAAUUGAAGAAAGGGACCAUGGACUCUUGAUCUAGUGGUCUUGAGACCGCUCAAGACCACAUAAAUUCGGUCUUUAACUUGUCAUGGUCUCAACUCACUGGGCCUGGAUCUUGGGACCAAUGUCCUGGUAUAAAUCUUGGUCUUGGCUCCUGGAUAUAAACGUACUCUUUGGUUUACAAACCAUAGCAAAGAUUGUCUAUUGUCAUUUUUGUAUCUGUGCCAUUACAGCCUCUGUGACAGCAUGGGCAGCACCAUUGAGGCUAUCUAUAUUUUAAAGCAGGGGUUGGAAACAAAAUUAUUUUCCAAUCGUUUCGGUCUGAACAGGACCAUUAUUUUUAUCAUUCGGUUCCACUGUUCCGACCAGCAAAAAAAGUUCUGAAUGGGUUCAAACGCCCAAAAAGUAAUGGUUUAUAUAAUUCCUUUCUGUUCCUUUUUAAACCUCUGAAAUAUAUAUAUAUUUUUUAACAUUUAGCUCCACAUUAAAUUACUUCAGAUAGAGCAGCUUGCUAUGGAGCAGGCAAGCUAUUUACAUGCAUUGGACAGAUGAGAGAGCGAGAGAGGGUGGAGGAGGAGGCAUUUUGUUGUUUGCAUUAUAUGAAUUAGGCCCACAGAAUUAUACCUACGGAUAAGCAGUUCUAUGUCUUUGAACUUCAGAGUUGGCUUAACGUUGGACCAACUAGCUAGCUAGCUUGCUAACAAGCUUGUGUGUGCAGAGCGGCACCAGAAUUAAAAUAAAAACACAUCCCUGCCGGCCAAACCCUCCCCUACCCUGGACGGCGCUGGGCCAAUUGUGCGCCGUCCCAUGGGUCUCCCGGUCGCGGCCGGCUGUGACAGAGCCUGGAAUCAAACCAGGAUCUCUAGUGGCACUGCGCCACUCAGGAGGCCAACUAUAGUAUCCUUAACUAGCAUUGAAAAGGUUAAUCCAUUCUUCUCUAAUAAAAAAUGCAUCUCCCUAAUUUCUGAGUCACGCUUGUAACGUCAGUAGGCUACUAGACUAUGCUCCGGAGGGGGAGGGGUGGGUUGCCUACACACACAUAGGCAAAGAUUUUCAGCUGGCAGGCAGGCAGACACAGGAAUAUGUUUCUGAGUGACAGAGUGAGGGCUUUGCAUAGGAGCUUUGUUGCGUUUUUUGUGCGACGGGAAAAAAUGCCUGGAACAUAAAAUAACGUUAUUAACCGGUUCCCAUGCUUUUAAAAUAAGAUAACUUUUGUUCGCGGUUCUGAUUCUGUUCCUCUAAAAAUGUAGUUAUUUUCCGGUUUUCGGUUCUGUUCCCUGAACCAGUUCCAACCCCUGUUUUAAAGUAUUCAAUUUUCUUAUUCUUCAUUGGCUGAUUUCUCCCAACUCAUAGGAAUCCCCACCCAGUUGACUACUUUAAAAUGGUGGAAGCCCUCAAUGGCAAUGUCUAUGCUAAAACUUGUUAUAUCCAUGAUGAGUCCUCUACUUAUCUCUAGGACUCUGACAACAGGCACAACUCUGAUAUAAAGUCAUUUUUGGGUAAAUUGACGAAAUGCCACGUGCAUCCACUUAUAUCAGUGAAUUCGUAACAACCUAACCAUUUCAAAACUUAUAUUCAAUCAGAUAAGCCUCAUGUAGCUAAUAAGCAAUUCUAUUUUUUGCUAACCAAAUUCAACCCUCUCUCAUUGACCUCCAUACAAAAUUCCUCACUUCGUGGGCUUAUUUUCGUGGACAGAUUAUGGGAGGAGUAAAACCUCUCACUUCGCCUCUUCUUCUCUGACCACAGGCAACCCACUUUGUAGAAGACAAUGCUCUAUUUUCCGGUUUUCGGUUCUGUUCCCUGAACCAGUUCCAACCCCUGUUUUAAAGUAUUCAAUUUUCUUAUUCUUCAUUGGCUGAUUUCUCCCAACCCAUAGGAAUCCCGACCCAGUUGACUACUUUUAAAUGGUGGAAGGCCUCAAUGGUAGUCUAUACCCCCCAAAAAAAUUCCAUCUAGAGUCCGCUAUUUAUCUCCAUUGACACUUGACACCGAAACGCCUGUUAUUUUGCCCAAAUAAAGAUAGGUAAAGUGAUCAUUUAAACAUCUAACAACAUAAUUAAUUAGAUACAUACAUUAUUCAAUCAAUCAACAAGUUUCAGAUUCAUACAAUCAACAUUGAACAUUUUACAGAAAACAAUAGAGAUGCUAUUUCUCUAAAUUCCAAUUUAAAGGUUUUGAAAAUCUGGUUAAAAAGCAUGUUUUUACUAUUUUGUUAAUUUGGUAUGCAAAUAAAAUGUCUCAAAUUAAUCUGUAAUAGAAGGUUAAUCAAAAGUAUCACUACUGUGCAUGGUUCUCCCUUUAUUGCAACUUUUUACUAUUAUAUUUAGUGGGGUGGUAAGGAAUUCAGGUAAAUAUUUCAAAUAUGCAAUACAAACAAAGUGUGUGAGUAGUAUACUGUAUACAGUAUGUCUACCUGACAUACUGUAUGUUGGAAGAAAUGUACUGAAUAUUUGGGAGAAAUAGGAUACGAAUGUGCAUUGUAUUCCAACCCUCAAAUUACACCACUUCUGUAGAAUGACCCAUAUAGGAAAGAAGACCGACAGAGAGACUGAGGAAUGGGAUGACCUCGGGACAUCCUUAAUGGUGUUGUCUGGGCAAAAACGUCAGCACAGUGGCACAGGCACACCACGGCCGACACGGGUGCAACUUUCCCAUGAUGAGCAGAGGAAUGCACCUUAAUGAUUAAACACUAUCCAUCAGAUGACAAGCCAUCCAUCUGAGAGCAGCCACUGGACCGUGCCAGGAGGCUAUAUUUGAAGAACGAUUGGCCUUGGUUAGAAUCGGUCACUCUGGCGCUCUGUUUCCAACCAUCAUUGUGCAUUGCAGGGGCUCAGCUUGUAGGACACCAUGUGUAGCAACACCGCUCUUUCUCUCUGUUAUAAAAUGUGUGUGUGUGUGCGCGCGCGCACGUGUGCUUUGUUGCUCUCUCCUAUAAAUAUCAUUUUCCAAGAUGAUUUGUGUGUGUGGUCCAGUGGUCUAUGUGGGUGAAAUGACUCUUAGCCCUGCAGGAUUUGAGCUAAGUGACCUGAGAGUUUGUUUGGCUCAUCAACAGGGCUUUUUCUAUUCCUGGCCCCUCUCUCGUAUGCUCUUAAUUAGGCCAUGGAUCAUGGGACGGACUAUUGUUGUAGCACUGAGGGUCUUUUAAACUUCGUAAGCCAUAAUGUGGUCCUCUGUAGCUCAGCUGGUAGAGCACGGCGCUUGUAACGCCAAGGUAGUGGGUUCGAACCCCGGGACCACCCAUACACAAAAAUGUAUGCACGCAUGACUGUAAGUCGCUUUGGAUAAAAGCGUCUGCUAAAUGGCAUAUUAUUAUUAUUAUAAACCCCUUCAGUCUCGUGUAUUCUAGCUGGAUAUAAACCAGACAAGUUAUCAAUUAUGUGCAUAUGAUAUACUAUAGAAAGAGACAUGACUGAUGUCCCUUAUGCCACAUACAUAAUUCCAGGUUUUCAGCUGCAGAUGUAAGUUACCCCCCAUCCCUCAUAACUAGUGCUUCUGCUACUGGCAUGGAAUAUUUGAUGCUGAGAGGUAAAGAGCUCUUGAGUAUUGUAUUUCAGGUCAUCCAUUACCAUAAUUGCUUUUACCAACCAAGUAGGCUUUUCUUAUGUAACCUAGUUUUAAAUGUUUAAUUACAUUGUUUUAAAGCAACAAACUUUCAAAACACUUUCUUUUGUCACAUGAAGUUGUUGCCAUGAUUAUUUAUUCAAAUGAGAGCUUUUGUGCUGUGUGCAGACGAUAUUGUGUUUGGGCUGUUUUGAUGGCUUAGGUCUGUGAGUAAGAUAGCGUCUGUCACGACACAGUGUGUUUCCAUGUCUAAGUUACACUCCCUUGGAAAGGCUUAACAAGCAGGGAUAUACCAACAGAGAGCCUGGUUAGUGUUACAGCAUCUCUCAGCCUUAGAGUCUGACAGAUGUCAGUGCUCUCAAGGAGCUAGAUGUUGUUAAGUAUGGGCAUCAGGCUCUUUAGUUGUGUGCUUUAAAAUGAUAUUUGUGGGGGAACCUUUAAAUGUGUUGUUUUGAUGAAUGAAUUGGGUAGAGAUGUUGCGUGGGAGUGUUUUGUACAUCUACUUCGAAUUUCCUGUAACUGUCGGUGGGAAGCGUUUGGCCUGCAGGUUAGCUUUAAUGAGAGUGUGACAUUUGCCAGGAUGUUGGAGUGGAAUGUUCUUUGUGUGGCAAUGUGGUGUAGGUGGCUGUAGUGUCAGUGUGCCUGUGGGAUUGGAGGGCUGUAGUAUGUGCAGUGCAUGCACGUGUGUGUCUGUGGUGUGGGUGGCACUAUAGCACAAAUUCCUGGAGGUGUCCAUUUGUUAUUUUCAGGGUGUCCUUGAGGUAAAGAUGUGGAAUAAAAGCUUUCUUUGGCAGUGGGAAAUAUAUAUCUAUUUGAUCGAUUCAAGAUUUAGUCAUGUAUUAUUAUCACUAAAUAUAUGAUCUAGGUCAUUGAUCCCAUUAUGCUUCCAGGAAUGGGACAGCAUUUUGUUUCCGCUAAUGAGGAUCCUGGAGUUAUACUAAAUGGGGUUAGUUGGCAGGAUGUCAAGUCAUAAUGUGUGACCUCACUUAUUUAUCUCCUACGUUUUUGUGCUCAUAGAGAAAUCUGAAUUAUUAAACAUUCUAGUGUUUUUGACUGAUCUGCUAACACAUUUGGCUGAUAUGUGAUGGAUUUCAGACUUCUUCUCUUUUUGUUUGAGAUUAAUUUAUCCUGAAUAUAAAAUGUUCUUUAAUUCUUAUUUAGUGGUUCAGAUCACUAAUGUGUGGGAUAGAGAGGAGGAGCCAUGGGAAGCACAUGCUUUACAGGACCAAUUACAGAUACUCAAACAGAACCAGGAAGAAAACACUGUUGUUUGAAAAGUCAGAAGAAAGAUCAAAAACAGAUUUGCAUAAUCUUAUUCCCCACACACUGGAGGACCAGAUGUCUCUAGACGCAGCACCAUUAAUUUAAUCACAAAGCAUCAUAGGAUGGCUUCAGUUAAAAUAUGGUUUGUCAUUUGCUGUAUUUUCCCUUUAUAUUGAAUGGCUGAGGUCACGGUGGAUAUAGCCUAGUGAAAGAAAGCUCUCUGAAAUUUGCUGACGGCAACAUUUUGUGAAAUAUUUCCCACCAGUUGUGACGGCCCCGUACACAACCCAAAGAUCUUGAGGUGAUUGAGAGCAGGGAGGGAGUGGCUGAGUGCAUAUUUUGGACUAUCGGGAUAGUGCAGACUAUCGGCAUUGCGUGUCAGAGAGGGGAAUGAUUUGUCAACUGUAGAAAGGAACUGUAGAGAGGCUCGAUUGUGUUUAGUCCAUCUGCAGAGAAGUAUUUACAAGGAUGAGGGGCAGAAGGGAACACCAUCCCUAGAGACAGAGGGUAGUAGUAGUUUAUCUAGAUCACAAACACAGUCACUCUGACUGAAUGACACUGAGGGGUAGGUGGAUCUGUUGGUAGGGGGCAAUAAGGUCAUUAGUUCAGGGUAGAUGGAAGCAUUGAAUCGUGGGACUGGUUUUUACAUUUAUUUUAUUUAACCUUUAUUUAACUUGAGUUAAUGCAUUUCCAUUGACUGAGUGUGGUGGUAAAGUUUAUGGUUUUGAUCAAUUUAGUCUUAUGCCACCAUUAUUAAAAUGCAACGCUGCAUCUAACCAGAGCUUGUUCAGUAACCUCUAUCAGCUUCCCUCUCCCCCUCCAUCCAUGUUGUUAUUCAGUUAUUCAUGGUGGACAAUGCAGCAGAUGACUGGAGGAUAGCCAUGACCUACGAGCGCAUCUUCUUCAUCUGCCUGGAGAUCCUGGUGUGCGCUAUCCACCCUAUCCCAGGGAACUACACCUUCACCUGGACAGCGCGCCUGGCCUUCUCAUACACCCCGUCCAAGACGGACGCAGACGUGGACAUCAUCCUGUCCAUCCCCAUGUUCCUGCGGCUGUACCUCAUCGCCCGUGUCAUGCUGCUCCACAGCAAGCUCUUCACAGACGCCUCGUCCCGCAGCAUCGGGGCACUCAACAAGAUCAACUUCAACACACGCUUCGUAAUGAAGACCCUGAUGACCAUCUGCCCUGGCACCGUGUUGCUGGUCUUUACCAUCUCGUUGUGGAUCAUCGCUGCGUGGACCGUGAGGGCCUGUGAGAGGUCUGGACCUGCUGCCCUAUCACAGUCACGCUAUGCUGCACAAAACACUGCAUGAACCAUAAAUAAGGCAUCAUGGUUUGCUGGGGAAACAGGCGUUAACUCGUUGUGUGUCAUACUUUAGGCUUACAUCCAGAUAUAGUGCUCACUCCACAAUUCUGAUUCUCUGCUUGGAAAUGUCAAGGGAUAGACAAUCAUGGCCCAUAGUUUACGUCUUGUUAGAAGAUAAGAUAAUCUGUUUACACCUUAUUUAUACUGCACAUUAAUUAGGCAUGGAUGUUUCUAUAAUGUAUAAGACGUGUAACUAUUUGGCAAGCUGACUCCAGUCUGACUCUUAUUUGGAACCUUCCAUUCCAGAUACCAUGACAACAUGGACAUAACCAGCAACUUUCUAGGAGCCAUGUGGUUGAUCUCAAUCACUUUUCUAACCAUUGGAUAUGGGGACAUGGUACCCAACACUUACUGUGGAAAAGGAGUCUGUCUCCUCACUGGUAUUAUGGUGAGCCCUAUUGCAGAAAUUAUAUUACAUUCUCAUGCCACAGCUGCGCUCUCUUUUGCAGUGCUGCUUAUGAGGUUAUAUCUUUAAAUCCAGCCCUUAGGUGUCUUAUGACCUUUUUUUUUUACCUGCCAAUAUUUCUUUUUUUAAAUCUCUGGUGGGGUGGCAGUGUGGAUACAUUCAUAUUCAGAGGAUAUUGAAGUCAGAAUCUGUUUCCUUUUUAUUUAUAGCAUAAUAUCCUAUUAUUCCAGUAAGGUAAAAAAAAAAAAUAACUGACUAAAUACAGGCAACCUAUAACUGUCUGUUUGUUGUUCCUCCCAGGGAGCUGGCUGCACAGCCUUGGUGGUGGCUGUGGUUGCAAAGAAACUGGAGUUAACCAAAGCUGAAAAACAUGUUCAUAAUUUUAUGAUGGACACCCAGCUGACAAAAAGAGUAAGUCAAUACUUUACUUGCAUGUCGUUUAAAAUGUAAACAUUUGAAACAAUAAUCUCAGCUCCCCCGUUUCUCCAUUGUGUUCUAUUUCAGGAAGACCAAGCAUGGUUGAAAAUGAGUACAGUAUGUUUUCCAUUACAUGAGUAGUAUUUUGUUUACCGUGAACACUGUAUCUAACCAUGGUCUUUGUGUGCCAGGUGAAAAACACAGCUGCAAAUGUACUGAGGGAGACGUGGCUCAUCUACAAGAACACCAAACUGGUGAGGAAGAUGGACCAUGCCAGAGUCAGGAAGCACCAGAGGAAAUUCCUCCAAGCCAUUCAUCAGUAG